AUGACCCUGAUCUCAGACGACCCUAGUUAUUGGCCACUCAUCAACUCUGGGCGUAUUGGGAGCUAUUUUGAAGUUGCCGCUGGUGUUGCAGUGGUGUAUGAUUGGGCCCUUACGUUCGGGCAAGAGGUUGAACUGGUCUGGAGACAACAUUGGUCCCUGAUGACCAUUCUCUAUCUGAGUGUACGUGGCUUGCCUGCUGUGAAUUUGUGCUGGCUUGACAAUAUCCUAGCUGCGCUAUCUUGGAUUGUUAUUUGUCAUCCUGAACAUACUGGUCGAUCUUCCAACAAUCUUGUUGACAGAUGCAGUGAGUCUUCUGCACCGAUGCCAGUGCCUGCUAGUCCCAUUCAGUUAACCGCGAUACCCUGUAGGGAUGUGGGCCGGAUUCUGUACCUCGUGUGGGAUUGGACGAAUGUUGUGGCAUUUCCAAUGCUGUGUGUCAUCAUGAUCACUCGGUUACAUGCCAUGUAUCAACGAUCCACAAGGAUCCUGAUAUUUCUCGUCGUCGUGUGUUUGGCUGUCAACAUUGUCGACUUAGUGGUCAUGGCAAUGGAAACGACGCAAACUUCAGGAGAGGAACUCAUUCUCUCUGGCACAUAUUCGUGCACGAUUGGCAAUGGGGACAAUGCCCCACUUCUGUUUUCCAUUACUUGGAUACUCGGCACUGUCUGGGAGGUCCUCACGCUGUGUCUCGCAGUCUGGAUUGCUGUAAAACACUUCCGUGAACUGCGACAGUAUUCGGCAGGAGGGAUUAUGGGCGACUGUUUCACGGUGUUGAUAAAAUCCCACGUGUUUUACUUUGCGAGUUAUGUUGCCGUGUCUUGCUUCAGCCUCAUUGUUAAUUUGUCUCCAACACUCUUGACGAACCCAUUUUCCCUGGAAAAUCAGAUUUUAAUUGGUGUUGGUCAGAUUUUGGGACCCAUACAGUCCUUUGUGUUGGGACCACGCCUCGUCCUAAGCGUUCGAGAAUAUAACGCUCGGCUCGUGGCUGACUCUGAUGCAGCAACAGCCAUGACCUCGAUCGCUUUCCAAGAGCGCGUGCAUAUAUCGACUGGCAGUAGCGUGUAGCAUGGGAGAUGCUCGAUGAAGUUAACGGUGGUCUGGUGCUCUGCAGGGAGCAGGAGAAUUUUGCAGAGUGGAUUUCAAGGAAACAUGGGUAUUGGCAC
Messenger RNA from Suillus clintonianus, 1163 nucleotides. RefSeq lists its product as uncharacterized. The record is from RefSeq and is a predicted model, not a curated record. The transcript is spliced from 14 exons. The coding region runs from base 1 to 1065 and encodes 354 amino acids. NCBI's taxonomy places the organism in Eukaryota, Fungi, Basidiomycota, Agaricomycetes, Boletales, Suillaceae.